Molecule: messenger RNA, 309 nt
Organism: Owenia fusiformis
Lineage: Eukaryota; Metazoa; Annelida; Polychaeta; Sabellida; Oweniidae
Source: the annotation of a GenBank genome assembly
UACCUGAAGAUGUACCACUUAGUAUCAAAGCAUUCCCUGACAAAUAUUCUGUGAAAAUGUCGUUCACAUUUCCUGCUAUUUCGAAUGGUGUUAUAACAAUGGCUGAGAGCCAUAUUACAAGAAACAAUGAAGAAGUUGUUUUUCAAAAUCACACUAUCGGAUUUGCUCAAACGUUUACAAACCAAAACGGGCAAGCCUCAGUUGUAAAUCUUCAGCCAUUUACGAAUUAUAGCAUUAAACUGAGGAUCUGUACUAGUGUUGGAAGUGGACCUUGGGGUGAUACACUCCACACCGCUACCCUAGAAGCAG